Sebastes umbrosus (honeycomb rockfish) is the source of this 2924-nucleotide messenger RNA. RefSeq names its product family with sequence similarity 160 member B2 (gene fhip2b). The record is from RefSeq and is a predicted model, not a curated record. Bases 135 to 2390 code for a protein of 751 amino acids. The transcript has 18 exons. Lineage: Eukaryota; Metazoa; Chordata; Actinopteri; Perciformes; Sebastidae.
UGAAACGUGUCCCCGGAUGUUGAUAUGUGGUAGUUUGAGCAGUCAGCUGUUAGUGGAGUCAACAACAUGCUGCUAACCGGGAACUAACCGGGUCUAACCGGGAACUAACUGGGUCUAACCGGGUUAACGGACUGAUGGAGGCGUUCAGCCGGCUGGGCAGUCUGCUGCUGACCGCUCUGGAGACGAGGGAGCCUACAGUGGACCUGUUGGAGUCCUUCGUGGAUCAUUGGAAAUCAAUAACCAACUAUUACAUAGAGACUACAGAUGACAGUCGUCCUGUCAAACAGACAGAGAUCCCCUGGCGUCUCAAACAGAUGUUGGACAUCCUGGUGUACGAGGAGAAACAACAGGCCGUGGAGGACACAGGGCCAUGUCUGGAGUAUCUACUGCAACACAAACUGUUGGAGACUCUGUGUACUCUGGGGAAGGCUCAGUAUCCUCCAGGCAUGGUUCAGCAGGUCUUGAUGUUCUUCUCUAAGUUGUUGUCUCAGAUCCAGAAGCCUCUGCUGCAGCUGGUCAACGUCUACAGACCUGUACAGAAGCUGAUUCGUCUUUGUGCACUUCCUGGUUCCCACACUGAGAAGGAGGAAGCUCAGUUCUUAUUGGUCGUCUGCUCCAGAGUCAAACAGGAUCCGCACACGCUCAGAUCCGUCUUACAGAUUCUGGACCAACCAGCAGCCAGGACACCAGCCUCUGACCAAUCACAGCCCUGCACUCAAGCCUCCAAUCACAGGACAGAGACACCGCCAAUCUCCAGCCAAUCAAAGUCCGGUCCCUGCAGCCCUGUCCAAUCAGAUUCAUCUGCCUGCAGCCCUGUCCAAUCAGAGUCCGGUCUCUGCAGCCCUGUCCAGUCAGAUUCAUCUGCCUGCAGCCCUGUCCAAUCAGAGCCCGGUCUGCUGUCGGCUCUGCUGCAGCUCACCAAGAGUCAGAAGGGUUCGGUGUGUCUGAAGGCUCAUGAGAGCCUCCUGCUGCUGUCUUCUCUCCAGUCUGAGUCCUCAGAGGACAUCCUGUCCCAUCAGACCCAGCUGGGAGAGCUGCUGGCUGGGAGGCUGCUGCAGCUUUACUCCCUGCUGCCUCUGGAGGCUCUGGAUCCUACGGAGGUCCAGAGCUCGCCCCGUACACCCUGGAGUUCUCAGUUCUCUCGCUGCAGCUCUGAUCUCAGGUCAGAGUCAUCUGCUUCUGAUCACAUGACCAACUUCUUCUCCUGGUUGGACUUCCUGGAUCACCUGAUGAAAGAAGCUCCUCAGCAGGUGUUAGCGGUGAAGCUAGCUCAGUGUGUUAAUCAGUUCUGGUUGUUGGACGUUCUUCAACCUCAGCUGCUGCACACGUCUGAGCAGGUGGUCCUGGUCUCCACCUCCAUCCUCUCUGCUGCCGUCAGACUGGUCCAGUCCUCGUCUCUGCUGGAUCAGCUGGUUCACUUCCUGCUGAGGACGCCCACAGUGACUGACCUGCUGCUGCAGCGCUGCGACCACAUCUCUGACCAGAUCAGUAUGGCGUCUCUGUCUCUGGUGGAGGAGUUACUACAGAAGCCUCACAGGGACAUCCUGGACGUCCUGGUGUUGGGUUUCCUGCAGAAUCGUAGCUACCUGUCUCCACCUGCUGCGGGACAGGAGGACAGACACACAGAGAGCUGCGAGGACAGCGAUGAUCUGGAGGAGGACCCCUUCUUCUCUGACAGCCUGCUGUCCUCAGCAGACACUCAGCUGCUCCUUCCUCCUCCUCCUCCUCCUCUCUCCUCCUCAUCCUCCUCUUCCUCCUCCACUGCUCCUCCUCCUCCCUCUGGUCUGGGAUCAGCUGCCGAUGUUGUCAACAGUUUCCUGUGUCUAGUUCCUGUCCAGGUGCGAUCAGCUCAGCUGCUCCAGGAGGGAGGAUAUGAGUCCUACGUGCACGACGCUCACACACUGGUGUCUCAGUGUGAGACUCUCUCUCUGUCCUGGGAUUGGCCGCUCAGUCUUCCUCCUCCGUCCUCAGGUGAGGUGGACCAGUUCUACGAAGGACACCUGCUCAAAGUCCUGUUGGACCGACUGGGACGCGUCCUGGAGCAGCCGUAUGAGUUGAACCUCCAGCUGACGGCGGUUUUGUCCAGACUGUCGUCCUUCAGCCACCCGCUGCUGCACGAAUACCUGCUCAACCCCUACAUUCACCUGUCUCACUGCUCCAGGUCGCUCUUCUCCGUCCUCAUCAGGUUGAUGGGAGAGUUGAUGCAGAGGAUCCAGCAGGUUUCCAACCUGUCAGACAGACUGUUGAACACCAGGAGACACCUGCUGGGACUGAACCACAACACUGGGUGUGUCCUCAGACUGGAGCACCUGACCCUGCUGAGAGGACUUAUUGUCCUGGAGGAGUUCUGUAAGGAGCUCGCUGCCAUCGUCUUCGUCAAACAGCCCUGAGACCACCUGGGACAGGGACACCUGGGACAGGUGAUGUCCACCCUGAGGACAGCUGAGACAGGUCCACCUGUAUGAACUCUGCUGGUCCUUCUGGACUGCAGAUCUGAACCUUUAGACAUGUGAGAAGCUGACUGAAGCCUCAGCGUGUCUGAGGCCACCCUGAACGCCUCAUUGUCUCCGCCUUAAUGAACCGUCUCGCUUCAUCACGGUGAUGUCAUGGUGACAUCACAGCAGAGUUUUAGUUCUUUAUUCUAGUUUUAAUAUGUAACCCAUCGUGAGGAUCUGGAUUUGAUCUGAUCAGUGGACGUCAGCCAGAGAUCGUCUCCUCGGCAGGAAACAGGAAGCAGAUUCCAGCGAGCUGAUUGGAUGUGACCUGUGAUGAGGUGUUGACCUCUGACCUCUGAUGAUGUCAUGAGUCUGACCUCUGAUGGUGUCAUGAGUCUGACCUCUGAUGAUGUCAUGAGUCUGACCUCUGAUGAUGUCAUGAGUCUGACCUCUGAUGAUGUCAUGAGUCUGACCUCUGACCUCUGAUGA